This is a messenger RNA of Thunnus maccoyii (southern bluefin tuna), 2626 nucleotides long. It is a transcript of the gene mmp21, whose product is annotated as matrix metallopeptidase 21. The record is from RefSeq and is a predicted model, not a curated record. The coding region runs from base 1 to 2073 and encodes 690 amino acids. Lineage: Eukaryota; Metazoa; Chordata; Actinopteri; Scombriformes; Scombridae. Gene Ontology annotation, cellular component: extracellular matrix. Gene Ontology annotation, molecular function: metalloendopeptidase activity; zinc ion binding. The transcript has 7 exons. Gene Ontology annotation, biological process: extracellular matrix organization; collagen catabolic process; proteolysis.
AUGCUGACUUUUAUCCAGCUGAUAAUUUUCCUUUUUUGGACAACCAUUAGCUCAGCUGAUGCAGAGAAACUUUUCCAUAACCGGGAUCAUUCUGAUUUGCAGACUCUUAAUUCCCACCAAGCUGAGCUCAUAACAGAUAAAUACACAGCAGAGUUGUUUCUCUCUAGAUAUGGAUUCAUUAAACCAGUGAACUGGGAGGAGAUCCAGUUUGAAGAUUCAGACACUUCUUUUCAUGAUGAUUUCCUAGACGACCUUCAUGCAGUGAUCCAGGAGGGGACCUCACUGCCUCACUCAAGGGAUGCUCCUCAAGAUGAUGAUCAGUAUGACCACAACAGUCCAACUAAAAGCAGAGCGUUUAUUUCAGCACUUGAGGAGUUUCAGAAGGUAUCGGGCCUGCCUGUCACAGGUUUGUUUGAUGAGGCCACCAAGUUGGCCAUGAACAAACCGAGGUGUGGAGUCCCCGACAAGAAGCUUGACCUAAACACUCCUGUAGUGCCUGAGAACAGUAGUGCCUCAGAUAUUGAAAACAGUCCAAAUGACUCUUUUAAUGAGACUGACAGUAACAACACAGCAAAUAAUUUAAUCAAUGACACUUCUUUUGGUUCUGGUAACUCCUCUGAGGAUGACUUAUUCAAUUUUAACGACACAGAAAGUGUUCUCACAGUCAUUUCCAAUGACACCGAUGUAAUUCACACAGAUCACACUUUAAAAAACAGCUCACAAGACAUCAACAUGGACAGUCAAAUGGUAAAUGUCAGUGUGAAUAUACGACAGAGCGAAACAGCGCUUGUUAGGAAACGUCACCUUGCCACUCUUGUAUCCAAGAGUAGGCGGAGGAGAGAUUUGAGUGAAACAGGUUACAGGGCCUUUUCUAAGAAAGUUUUGAAGUGGAGACUGAUUGGAGAAGGCUACAGCAAUCAGUUGUCUAUUGAGGAGCAGAGGUACAUCUUCAGACUGGCCUUCAGGAUGUGGAGUGAAGUGUCUCCGCUGGAGUUCGUGGAGGACACACGUUCCCCACUGGAAGAUAUUGAUAUCAGGCUGGGCUUUGGCACAGGAAGGCAUCUGGGAUGCAAUCAGAGGUUUGAUGGCACUGGUCAGGAAUUUGCCCACGCCUGGUUCCUGGGUGAUAUACACUUUGAUGACGAUGAACAUUUCACUGCUCCCAACGCUGGCAGUGGCAUCAGCCUUCUUAAAGUGGCAGUUCAUGAGAUCGGCCAUGUCUUGGGUCUGCCCCAUAUCUACAGGCCUGGAUCUAUAAUGCAGCCCAGCUAUCUGCCCCAUUUGUCUGGCUUUGAGAUGGACUGGAUGGACAGGAAAGCCAUCCAGCACCUCUAUGGGGGAUGUAAGGGUCGAUUCAGCACUGUAUUUGAUUGGAUCAGAAAGGAAAAGACACCCUAUGGGGAGGUAGUAGUCCGCUUUAACACAUAUUUCAUCAGAGACAGCUGGUACUGGCUGUAUGAGAACAGAAAUAACAGAACACGCUUUGGAGACCCAGUUGCACUUCAGAUUGGCUGGCGUGGCAUUCCCGUCGAUGGAGUGGAUGCGCAUGUGCAUGUGUGGUCCAGAAAAAGAGAUGCAGUUUACUUCUUCAAAGGUACCCAGUUCUGGAGGUAUGACAGUGAUAAUGACCAGGUGUUCAUGCAGGAUCCAGAAGGUCACCGCUAUCCAAGAAUAAUCUCUGAGGGUUUCCCAGGGGUCUCCGGCCCCAUUGACACAGCGAUAUAUGACAGGAGAGACUCCUACAUCUACUUCUUCAAACGCACUCUUGUGUAUGCAUUCGACGUGGAGGCCAACGGCUUGGCAAGAGGCUUCCCAAAAAACAUCCGAGAUGUUUUCCCUCCAGUGGUGAGUGGAGAUCAUCCAGAUGGCAACAUUGACUCUGCCUACUUCUCCUACACCCACAAUGCCAUCUUUCUUCUCAAGGGCACGCAAUUCUGGCAGGUGGUGAGCAGCCGCGAUCGCUGGCGCCGGCCCUCUCUGCCACGAAAUGGCCUGCUGCCACACAAGGAGGUGGAUCAGCACUGGUUCGACAUCUGCAAUGUUCAUCCCACUGCACUCAAACUAACCCGCUGAGGGUGCUCAUGCAGAGAUUCAUUAAACCCUACUGAUGUUUAAUGAUGUGUACACAUCUAAAUACUGUUUGUGUUAUGUGUAUACAUUAUCCACGUUUUUACUGACAUUACUCUCUCUUAUUUGAGGUCUAAUAGACAAAAACUACUAUUUAAAUAUUUUGUUGGCUAAUUUUCAAUGAAGUGUGUUAUUUAUAUAUCUGACAGCUGCUCUAUCUUUCCCUGUCCAUCACUUAGAGGUGCCAAACGCAUUCUGGCAUGAAAACAAUCCUAAAGGAUCUCUUAUGAUUAAGAUAUUUAGAGCAUGAGUGAGAAUAAACUUAUUUAUUGAAUGUUUACUUGUUCUUUAUACAGACACUUAUUGAUAUACAUGUAAUAUAGCUGAUACCUAUCAGUGUUGUGCUGAGUUGCUCUAUGUAAAGCUUUAUCUGUGCACAGACGGAAUUGCUUUCAUAAGGCACACUUACAAAGAAAAUGAGAUGUUUAUACAGAAAAAAAACCCCAUGAAAUGUCAUAUGUCACAAUAUAUGUAUCAUGAAGUGUGGAGUGACUUCUCA